ACGGUUAGGGAAGGAGCAACGCGUCGUAUUGAACGGAAAUGACGUUUUCCUUCCCACAAACAUUAACAGGGACCGUGAGACAGCGGUGCUUUUGUUGUAGACAUUGAAAUAUGGAGAAUUUAGAAAGCCGCAAACAGAGUGAAGCUAUUCUUAUUACUGGAGGUGGUGGCUAUUUCGGCUACCGAUUGUGUUGCGCCCUUUACAGUAAAGGAUGGAACGUGAUUAUUUUUGAUGUUCAAAAGCCAAUGACAGGUGUUCAAGAAGGAGUGAAAUUUGUGCAGGGAGAUAUUUGUGACUAUUACCAAGUAGAGGAAGCCCUCACAGAUGUGAGCUCUGUCUUCCAUAUUGCAUCUUAUGGAAUGUCAGGGAGAGAACAGCUGAACAAAAAAAAGAUAGAUGCUGUUAAUGUUAAAGGCACAGAAAAUCUGAUUAGAGCCUGCAUACAGAAAGGUGUGAUGACACUGAUUUACACAAGCACUUACAAUGUGGUAUUUGGUGGCCAGGUUAUAGAGAAUGGUGACGAAUCUCUACCGUACUUGCCUUUACAUCUUCACCCAGACCACUACUCAAGGACAAAAGCUGUAGCAGAAAUGGCUGUACUGAAUGCAAAUGGCACACAGCUCAAAAAUGGAAAAGGCAUUUUAAGAACCUGUGCCAUUAGGCCAGCAGGUAUCUAUGGACCUGGAGAGCAGAGACAUCUUCCACGGAUUGUUUCCUACAUUGAAAGGGGUCUGUUUCGAUUUGUAUAUGGUGAUUCUGCUAGUCUAGUAGAGUUUGUUCAUGUGGACAAUCUUGUAUGUGCUCACAUAUUAGCCUGGCAGGCAUUAAAAGUACAAAAGCAGUAUAUAGCUGCUGGCCAGGCAUACUUUAUUUCUGAUGGCAAACCAGUAAAUAACUUUGAGUUUUUUCGACCAUUAGUUGAAGGGCUUGGAUACACUUUUCCAAAGAUCCGUAUUCCUCUUCCAUUUGUUUAUUUCUUUGCUUUUCUAACAGAAGUGGUACAUUCCUUGGUAGGACAUAUGUAUAAUUUUCAGCCACUUCUUACUAGAACAGAAGUCUACAAAACUGGAGUCACCCAUUACUUCAGCAUAGAGAAGGCUAAAAGAGAACUUGGCUAUGAACCUCAGCAGUGCAGAUUAACAGAAGUUGUUGAGUGGUUCAAGUCUCAGGGGCAUGGGAAAAAAAACAAAAUUGUCAUAAGAAGACAUUUUAUUUGGGAUGUAAUAAUUACUGCACUGCUCCUGCUUGUUGUACUUUCCUGGCUUCCUCUAGCUACAACAUUCCAUUCUCAUGGCACAAGUCAAGUGUGACAAGGUUUGUUCCAUAAACAUAUUAUGAACUGUGACCUUUCAUUUAGUUUUUUAACAUAUGGGUUUAAAUAUCUGUGGACAGUGGACAGAUGAAAUUGAUACCUCAUUUUUCAGAAAUGUCUAAGUAAUUGGGCAGUGUGCAUUUCCUCUUCGACAGAAACUCAGAAUUGGGAAAGAAGGGAUGUUGCAAGGAUCUUAAUACAGGUAUUGUUAGCCACUAAGAACUGAUUUCUGAAGUAAUCACUUAAAUGGAUAUCUGUGAUAUCUGAACAUGUCAUUAAGGUGUUUGUUCUGUGAAACCCUUUGAAAUGGCAUACAUAGGGCUGGAUUCUGAAAGAUUUUCUGUUAGUCUGUUAAUUACUGACUCUGAACUCUCACUUACCCUGAAAAUAAGUUUUUACAUUCCUUUACCUAUUCCUGCAAAUAGUCAUGAUUACUAGGAUAGUAAAUAAAGACAUGUAACUGUUUGUAAGUUACAUUAGGUAGCCUGUUGAAGCUGUUAAAUUCCUUCGGCUUUCAUGUAAUUUCAAGUGCAUUCUUCUGAAGGUGAGUGUGCUCUGUUCUGUAGAAUUUCAUUUGAUUUUUGUGUUUUACAGGGCUAACUCAAUUUCUUAUACAUUCCUACAGUUGUAGUAUAUAUUCUUUCCCUUCAGAAUAGUCUGAUAUGAUGAUUCAUGCUAAGUAUGUGUGAUACUACACUAAAUAAAAUUAUCAUCAUACCCAUCACCUUUA
Protopterus annectens (West African lungfish) is the source of this 2042-nucleotide messenger RNA. RefSeq names its product short chain dehydrogenase/reductase family 42E, member 1 (gene SDR42E1). NCBI's taxonomy places the organism in Eukaryota, Metazoa, Chordata, Ceratodontiformes, Protopteridae. The coding region runs from base 111 to 1310 and encodes 399 amino acids. The record is from RefSeq and is a predicted model, not a curated record. Gene Ontology annotation, molecular function: 3-beta-hydroxy-Delta5-steroid dehydrogenase (NAD+) activity. The transcript is spliced from 3 exons. Gene Ontology annotation, biological process: steroid biosynthetic process.